Messenger RNA from Morus notabilis, 1044 nucleotides. RefSeq lists its product as uncharacterized. The transcript has 5 exons. The coding region runs from base 107 to 928 and encodes 273 amino acids. The record is from RefSeq and is a predicted model, not a curated record. Lineage: Eukaryota; Viridiplantae; Streptophyta; Magnoliopsida; Rosales; Moraceae.
UGGUUGGGGCAACAAACCUCCCCAUUUGGCAUCCUCCAGAUGUCGUAUCACUGUCUCAUAACAUAUAAGACCUUAGCGAGAGAGGGAGAGAGAGAGAGAUAUCAUCAUGAUGUGGCUACAGCUAAAUCAUGGACAGAGCACCAGUAUUUCAUUACCCAGCGCUUCUCAGAAUUAUUGUUGCUGGGGAUUCGUAAAUUCUAGAAAACAAGUACCGAUUUUCAGCAGCAGCAGCAGCAGAAGAAGAAGAAGAAUAGGCAUGAGUAGAGCUCAGUUAUCUGACGAAAUACUAGUCCAACUUCUCCAUAACAAGGUUUUGGUAGCUGCGGGUGUUUCUGGGGCAAUAGGGCAGUUAAGUAAGCCAUUGAGUAAUGUAAUUCUUUAUGGGAAAGACUUUGAUUUUAAGGUCGCUUUUCAGGCUGGUGGCUUCCCUUCCACUCAUUCCUCUGCAGUUGUGGCUGCUGCGACAUGCCUUGGUCUUGAAAGGGGAUUUUCGGAUGCGAUAUUUGGUGUCACAGUUGUUUAUGCCGGCCUUAUUAUGUACGAUGCUCAGGGUGUUAGAAGAGAAGUAGGAAUCCAUGCAAGAACUCUGAACAAAGCUCUGAAAGAAAAGUCACGAGUGAACUCCAGUCCCGCAGAGAACAUAGACAGUUUCAAUUCUCAACCAGGGAAAUCCUCGCCCUUAAACUACUUGUCAGAUGAGUCGGGCUCCUUUUCAUCGAAAUCAAGAAAUUCCCUUUUGGUAUCGCAGUCGGAUAAGAAGGCUUCGAAGCAGAUUCCUUCUGGCAUCAAGACAGCUGAAGCCAAUGAAGGGUUAGAAAGAAGUAAAUAUUCUCCUUUAAAAGAAUCCAUUGGCCACACAGAGGUUGAAGUCGUAGCAGGGGCUUUAUUAGGUUUGUUUGUAAGCUUGGCUGUGAAUGCCUUUCUUUGACAUCAAAUAUCUAAUAUUCUUUCAAUACAUAAUACAUACAUACAUGUAUGUAUGUAUGUAUACAUAACCGAAUGCAAUAUUAUUCGAUUCUUAUAGAAUGAACAUAAUGUUUGAGA